Molecule: messenger RNA, 1374 nt
Organism: Westerdykella ornata
Lineage: Eukaryota; Fungi; Ascomycota; Dothideomycetes; Pleosporales; Sporormiaceae
Exons: 5
Source: RefSeq, a predicted model, not a curated record
AUGAGAUCCUACUUAUAUCUAGUGAUUGGCCUUGCGCUCAUCCUCUUCUUCGACGCAGCAACAGCCAGCCGGAUACCCUUGGACCCGCGCCAAGAUGAGAGUGCUCUCACCGAGGCCGCUCCAGGAGCAACGACUACGGCAUUGGAGUCUUCACCAGUACCCGCAACAGUAAAAUCAGAAGAGACAUCCGCGAGGGAGACAAGCACUGAACGACAGACUGAAGCCUUGACCUCGAGUUCGGUGAAUAAUACGCAAACUGUUAGUGGAACGUCUACUCCGCAUACCACUUCGACUGCGCCGGUACGGCUCCCCAUCCAGCCAAAAAUCACCCCAGCCAUCGGCUUGGCUGGAGCGAUAUUGUUGAUAUCUGGCGCUGUAUAUGCUGUCACUGGCAUCAGAAACAAACUGCUGUAUAUCUCUUUCUCUUCCGCUUAUUUAGCCAGUCUAGCUGUGACAGUCCUUAUUGUCUAUCUUAUGACCCCACCAGUCUCGGAUGCCGUGCAGGGUGCUUACUUCGUAGCGGCUUUCAUGACCGGCGUAGUCUUCGGAGCCAUAUCACUCGUCUUCUCCGAUAUCACCGAUGGCCUUGGCUGCCUUCUAGGAGGCUUCUGUCUCAGCAUGUGGUUCCUUACCGUCAAAGAAGGGGGGCUCAUCAAGUCGACUCCUGGCCGUGCCAUCUUCAUUGGUUGCAUGAGUGUAGCGGCAUUCGCAGUCUCAUUCAGCCAUUAUACGAAAACGUACGGGCUAAUCAGCCUGAUGUCAUUCGCGGGGGCUACCGUCACGGUUCUGGGAAUCGAUUGCUUCAGCCGUGCUGGGUUAAAGGAAUUCUGGCUGUACUUGUGGGGCCUCACUCCAGACAGCUUCCCUCUUUUCACAGACACGUACCCGCUCACCAGAGGUAUCAAGGCCGAAAUCGCCGGCAUUGUCCUGCUAACUGUUUUCGGUAUCGUCUCGCAAGUCAAGCUCUGGAACAUCGCCAGACGUCAAGAAGCAUAUGAUGCAGCCGAGCGAGCGGAAAGGGACCGCACCGCACGAGAGGAAGAGGAAGAUGUCGCGCGAAGGCUUCAGGUAACGUUGAAGCAUGGGCUGGCGAAGUGGGAGAAGAUAUACGGCAAGGAUGCUAGACCCCGCGACUCUGUUAUUGAGCCUUCGAAUAAGGGCUCCGACAAAAGUUCUGCGAGCACGUCGGAGAAGCAAAUUUUACAUUCGAAAUCCGUGGAGUUGAAGAACUUGCCAAACCGGCACCGGAGCAGCUUGAGGGAACAAGGUUCAGGCACGAAAAGCGAAACUCAGCGGAUUGGGCCAUCGGUCAUUGUAACAUACGUGAGCGAAGAAGAUGAUGAGAUCCAGGCCAUUGACAUUCACGACCAACCG